AUGACGUCCACAUCCUUCCGCGGGGUCUCGGUCCCAAUCGAGCCCCUCAGCGCCCCGGUACACAGUCACGGCUACACCGGCCUCGACCCUCGCUCCGAGACCCUCCCCAAGGGCUGGAAAUACCCUCACCCGGACGCCCGCCCUCUCCCCUGCGACAUCCGCGUCGACCACGACGUGGCCCUCAAGAUGCGCGACGGCGCGACCCUCUACGCCGACAUCCUGCGGCCCGCGACCUCCGAGAGGGUGCCGGCCCUGAUCUGCUGGUCGCCCUUCGGCAAGACGUUCAACGGCAUCAUGUCGCUGGGCUACAUGACGCCGUGGAACCUCGGGAUACCCGCCGGCACGCUCUCGGGCCUCGAGAAGUUCGAGGCCCCGGACCCGGCGGACUGGGUGCCGCGCGGCUACGCCGUCGUCAACGUCGACACGCGCGGGGCGUACGACAGCGAGGGCACGAUGGUGAUCAUGGGCACGCGGGAGGCCGAGGACGGGUACGACACGAUCGAGGCGGUGGCCGGGAUGGGCUGGUGCACGGGCAAGGUCGGGCUGGCGGGGAACUCGCACCUGGCGAUCGCGCAGUGGUUCAUCGCCGCGCUGCGGCCGCCGAGCCUCGCCGCCAUCGCGCCGUGGGAGGGGUGCGGGGACCUCUACCGCGAGCAGUUCGCGCGGGGGGGCAUCUACGCCGGGGACCUGUUCGAUCAGCUGAUCGUGAAGCACAUGCUCAAGGGCCGCCACGGGCUCGAGAGCUUCAGGGAGAUGUACGAGAAGCACCCGCUCGCGAACGCGUGGUGGAACGACAAGAGGCCUGAUAUGACGAAGAUCAACGUGCCUACGUAUAUCACGGGGACGUGGACGAACACGAUGCACGGGAUGGGGGCGAUCAGGGCGUGGUUGGAGGUGCAGUCGGAGGAGAAGUGGUUGAGGUGGCACCCGUGGCAGGAGUGGUUUGACCUCUGGGGCAACCCGCAGGCCAAGGAGGAGUUGUUUGACUUCUUUGACUUUUACCUGAAGGGGGUGAAGAAUGGGUGGGAGAAGACGCCGAAGAUUCGGAUGGCGCUCUUGAGGUUUGGGAACAAGGUGCCGCAGGCGAUUGAGAACAUCGUCGAGGAGGAGUUCCCGCCGAAGAGGACGGAGUACAAGCAGUUCUACCUCGGGAGCGGGGAGGAGCUCGUACCCGGCGCGGCGCCGGCGGAGACCCAAGACGUCGGGUAUGAUUCAACGUCUUCGGAGAGCGUGGGAUUCACGUACACGUUCACGGAGACGACGCGGCUCAUGGGAUUGCCGAAAGCGGUGCUGUACAUGUCCUGCGCGGAUCACGACGACAUGGACGUGUACGUCAUGAUCCAGAAGCUGGACCGCGAGGGGAAGCAGAUGAAGAACCUCAACAUCCCGUGGAAGGGAAUCCCCGUCAAGACGUUUGAGGAGUUCUCGCCGGAGCAGGAGACGGAGGUUGUGCUGUACAAAGGCCCCGUCGGGAUCCUGCGCGCGUCGCACCGGGCGAUUGACGAGGCGAAGAGCAUGCAUCCGCACUGGCCGUACCAUCCGCAUGAAAAGGAGGAGAAAAUCACGCCUGGCGAGGUUGCGAGGCUGGACAUCGGCAUCUGGGCUACCGGUAUCGAGUUUGAAGAAGGGGAGAGCGUGAGGAUCGUUGUUAGUGGGAGGAGCUUUGCGGUGAAUAAUUUCGGGGCCGAUCAUGGGUUGAAUCGGGGAAGGCAUGUGGUGCAUCUGGGAGGGAAGCACGCCAGCCAUGUAAUUCUUCCGUUUGUGUAG
Colletotrichum karsti is the source of this 1767-nucleotide messenger RNA. Its product is annotated as X-Pro dipeptidyl-peptidase C-terminal non-catalytic domain-containing protein. The record is from RefSeq and is a predicted model, not a curated record. The transcript has a single exon. NCBI's taxonomy places the organism in Eukaryota, Fungi, Ascomycota, Sordariomycetes, Glomerellales, Glomerellaceae. The coding region runs from base 1 to 1767 and encodes 588 amino acids. Gene Ontology annotation, molecular function: dipeptidyl-peptidase activity.